Phodopus roborovskii (desert hamster) is the source of this 1981-nucleotide messenger RNA. RefSeq names its product keratin 36 (gene Krt36). The transcript has 7 exons. Lineage: Eukaryota; Metazoa; Chordata; Mammalia; Rodentia; Cricetidae. The record is from RefSeq and is a predicted model, not a curated record. The coding region runs from base 368 to 1771 and encodes 467 amino acids. Gene Ontology annotation, molecular function: structural molecule activity.
AGUAGGGAGGACAGAAACCAAAUGUCACAUGCAAGGCCACUCCCAGUUUAUGGGAUCUGGGGCAAGGACUCUUUGAAGAGGUAAUAAAAUUCAGCCUGCUAGGAAAUGACGAUGGCUGAGGAGUCCUGACUUAGCAAACCCAACCGAACAAUGUUUCCCCCCUUUUUACAAGGAAAGACAUUCUGAUGGAUAGCAAAAAUGACAUUCUAAUGAGAUACACUUUCUGGGAUUGGAAAGGGCUUUCCCAAGAGCUAAAGACCUGGAACACGCCAACACCCCAUGGAGAGUGUAUAUAAGCACUGUAGAGAGGCCUGGAGAGUCCACAACCUGAGCUCCUGCCUACGCUGCAACCUCCUUCACUAGCAUCAUGGCCACUCAGAUCUGCGCCCCGACCUUCUCCACUGGGUCUGCCAAGGGCCUCUGUGGCACCUCAGGCAGCUUUUCUCGGAUGUCUUCCAUCCACUCCAUGGGCUCCUACAGGGCCCCUAGCUUGGUUGGCACUGUGGGGUCCAUGCCCUCCUUCAGGACAGGCUUCUCUGGCCUUGGGGGCUGCUUUCCCGGCUCCUAUCUGUCCUCUGGGUGCCACUCCUCUGGCUUUGCAGGGAGUGGGGGAUGGUUCUGUGAGGGCACCUUCAACGGCAAUGAGAAGGCGACCAUGCAGGUCCUGAAUGACCGACUGGCUAACUACCUGGAGAAGGUGCGGCAGCUGGAGCAGGACAACGCACAGCUGGAGUGCCGCAUCCGAGAGUGGUAUGAGUGUCAGGUCCCAUACAUCUGUCCGGACUACCAGUCCUACUUUAAGACCGCCGAGGACUUGCAGCAGAAGAUCCUGCUGACCAAAUCCGAGAACGCCAGACUUGUCUUACAAAUUGACAAUGCCAAGCUGGCUGCUGAUGACUUCCGCACCAAGUAUGAGACGGAGCUGUCCCUGAGGCAGCUGGUAGAGGCAGACAUUAACGGCCUGCGCCGGAUCCUGGAUGAGCUGACCCUGUGUAAGGCUGAUCUGGAGGCUCAGGUGGAGUCCCUGAAGGAGGAGCUGCUGUGUCUCAAGAGGAACCACGAAGAGGAAGUCAAUGCACUCCGUUCCCAGCUUGGAGACCGUCUGAAUGUGGAGGUGGAUGCUGCUCCUCCAGUGGAUCUCAACAAGAUACUGGAUGGCAUGAGAUGCCAGUACGAGACCCUGGUGGAGAAUAACCGCAGAGACGUGGAGGCUUGGUUCAACACUCAGACCGAGGAGCUGAACCAGCAGGUGCUGUCCAGCUCAGAGCAGCUGCAGUGCUGCCAGACAGAGAUCAUCGAGCUGAGACGCACAGUCAACGCCCUGGAGAUCGAGCUGCAGGCCCAGCACAGCAUGCGGAAUUCUCUGGAAUCUACCCUGGCUGAGACAGAGGCCCGUUAUGGCUCCCAGCUGGGUCAGAUGCAGUGUCUGAUCACCAAUGUGGAGUCCCAGCUGGCUGAGAUUCGCUGUGACCUGGAGCGGCAGAACCAUGAAUAUCAAGUGUUACUGGAUGUCAAGGCCCGGCUUGAGUCAGAGAUUGCCACCUACCGUCGUUUGCUGGAGGGCGAGGACUGCAAGCUUCCUGCCCACCCUUGUUCCACGGAGUGUAAGCCUGCCGUAAGAGUUCCUUAUAUCCCCUCUACACCCUGCACCCCUGCUGGACCCUGCACUCCGGCUCCCCAAGUCAGCACCCAGAUUCGUACUAUCACCGAGGAGAUCAGAGAUGGAAGAAUCGUCUCCUCCAGGGAGCAUGUGGUGCCCCGUGCACUGUGACCAGCUACCAGUGAGGCCUAGGCCACAGGAGGACACCUUGUGGCUCUUGGCGGCUAAAUGAUCUUGCAUUUCUCUAAGGCCCUCCUUGCUUAGCAGGUUUUUCUACUAAAAUUCAUCUAUUGUUUCUGGUCUUAACUGUGCUUUUUACGCCAUGCAAAACCAGGUUCCCCUGGAAGCAUACCCAAUAAAAUGUUUUCUUGGCAUAGCAAA